AUGCUUGAGGGAUCAAUUCCAUCUGAAAUUUUCACAACAUUGUCCAGAUUACGACAUCUGAAUGUGCGUUUCAACAAACUCAAUGGUAGCAUCCUAGAAGAGAUUGGUCAAUUACAGCAACUGAGGCAGCUUAAGUUGGGGAACAAUAGCUUUAUUGGUGCCAUUCCCAAGGCGCUUGGAAAUUGUUCUUCUCUGGAUAUGUUGUCGUUAUUUUCGAAUUCUUUCUAUGGCUACAUUCCAACAGAAUUGGGUUCACUUACACUACUCCAAGUACUUCAGUUGGAUGAAAAUAGCCUUGGAGGAUCAAUUCCAUCUUCUCUCAUGAACUGCAUAGAAUUGAAAUUCUUGAGUCUAAAGCACAACAAGUUUGCAGGGACAAUUCCAGAGGAUAUAGGCUAUAAGUUGCCCAAAUUGGAAGCAAUUUUCCUCAGAGGGAAUAAUCUAAGUGGCAGCCUCCCAAAAUCUUUAGGAAACUAUUCGGCGGUCUAUGCUCUUUCGACUCGGGAUAAAAAGUUGAGCGGAGUGAUACCCCAAGAGUUGGGGAUGCUGAGUCGACUACAAUCACUUGGGCUUCAUAUGAACAGCUUCCAUGAAUUUGUUUUUCCUUUUCUCUUAAAUUGUACACAACUACGAGUGGUUAGUCUCGUAGUCAACAGGUUCGAGGGCUCCAUUCUUGUUAACAUUGGCCUCAAGCUCACCAACUUAUGA
This is a messenger RNA of Cryptomeria japonica (Japanese cedar), 708 nucleotides long. RefSeq names its product LRR receptor-like serine/threonine-protein kinase RGI5. Gene Ontology annotation, cellular component: plasma membrane. The transcript has a single exon. Bases 1 to 708 code for a protein of 235 amino acids. Gene Ontology annotation, molecular function: protein binding. The record is from RefSeq and is a predicted model, not a curated record. Gene Ontology annotation, biological process: hormone-mediated signaling pathway. Lineage: Eukaryota; Viridiplantae; Streptophyta; Pinopsida; Cupressales; Cupressaceae.